AUGGCAGACCGCAGACACAGGCGGCGGGGCACCAUCCGAGAACCAGCUAGUGUGCUUGAGGUCCUGGGGGACGAGAAUGGCGACGGCAAUGAGAGCAAUCUCACGCAGCAGGGCGUCGCAACCAUCAUCAUGCAUGCAGCGAUGCUCUUCCUGGACACGCCUCGCUGCCUGGAGCAGCUGUUGCACUGGCGAAAAGAGGUCAGCAAGCCCAAGAUUGGGGUCUGCCUGGCCAAGACACCCUUCAUAGCGCGGCUGCUGCACCUGAUCAUGGAGGAGACACGAUUAUACGGCGUUGGCAGCAAUCAGCUGCCACCACACGUGGGGGAGAACCUGGCGGAUAUGCUCGUACAGGUUUGGCAGCACAUGACUCCUCAGACCAUGUCGGAGGACGAAGUCGAGGCAAUGAUGGUGGCAGUGGAACGGGUAGCAAAGCAAUGGCACGAGGCGCCUACGUCAGUCCUGGUAGCAUCUUCGCCCCACUUACCCCGCAUGCUUCACACGAUCCAACUGUACACCAAACGAGCCCUGGAGCUUUCGAUCAAAGUCCUAGAGUCUCCUGCAUAUAAAACUGCGCGCCUGCGGCUGCAAGAACUGCAGGCGCGCAUUCAGGUUGAGGUCGGCGCCUGGUCCCGCUUGGCGGCGGCCCCGCUUCACAGCGCGUUGCCGGGGCCUCUGAAAACGAUCCGAGUACCGCCCGACGCCGUCCAACGGCCGUCCACCGCAUCCGUCGCGGCCCCUCUGGCAAACUGGGUCAAGGUCGGCCCGGGCCGCGUGCGGCCGUGGUCCGCGCAGUUGCAGCUCGCGUCGCCGAAGGCGCGGCUGCCCCUUCCCUGGAAAGGGGAAGGCGCGAAGCAUCCCAAAGCCUCCCUGGAGCAAACCCUGAAACCCUUGGCGCCCGAGUUCCUCGCGUCGCGGCCCGCGCGAAGCGACAAGAGCGGCGGCAACGAGACACCAAACGAGAAGGAGAGGGAGGAGCAAGUGGCGAUUCGGCGGCGGCUGCAGUCGGCCAUCGUGAUCAAGCGGAAUCUCAUCGCCUACAUGAACCGGCGAGCGACAGCCAAGCUGGCUGAGACCCACCGUGAGUACUGCGAGCGCGUGCUCGCGCAGGGCCGCUCCACGUCAUCGGCCCUCUUAUCCGACCUGCGGUACAUGCAAGAGCAAGUGGGGGCAGGCGUGGGACAAGGAAAGCAGCAGGGCCCGCUGCCAGGGCCGGAGAAUCUUGACGUCAUCUCCGAAGAAGAGCAGGAUGAGUUUCGGCAAUAUCUGCAGAAAGCAGGCAUCCGCUAG
Klebsormidium nitens is the source of this 1287-nucleotide messenger RNA. NCBI's taxonomy places the organism in Eukaryota, Viridiplantae, Streptophyta, Klebsormidiophyceae, Klebsormidiales, Klebsormidiaceae. The record is from the annotation of a GenBank genome assembly.